UCCGUGUUCCUACUACACGAACCAGAACAAAAGUAGAACCCUAGCUGCCUUCCUCGUUCAGGUUUAUUCCACACGAAACUCAAUCUCGUUUACGAAAGAAGCACCUAGUAGAUUUUCAAUCAAUCAAUCAAUCUGCUUCCAUGGCUAGUAGAAUAAUUGCGCAGUUCAUUGUGAUGGGUUCUGGGAUAUUGGGCCGUGCUGUCUUUCAAGCCUAUCGUCAAGCCAUUGCAAAUGCGUCAAAAACUGGCGUUGCGCAGGAAGCAAUGCAGAAUGCAGUACGCAAAGCAGGAAAGGCCAUUAAUGAGCAAGAAGCUAGGCAAAUUCUCGGUGUAACCGAGAAGACCUCUUGGGAAGAGAUAUUACAGAAAUACGACAAGCUGUUUGAGAACAACGCGAAAGCUGGAAGCUUUUACCUUCAAUCUAAAGUACUUCGAGCCAAAGAAUGUCUUGAAGUUGUGUACAAGACCAAAGCUACCUAGUUAAAGACUUUUAAUCUUCUUUAUUUUCUUAUAGAAUUCAUUUUGUUUGCUCGUUUUAUGUAAAAUCCAAGACGAUGUUUACCAGUUCUUGCCAUAGUUUUCGGUUACCUCUUACUUAGUAAUAACGAAGGGGGCUUGCUCUGUUUAGUUGUGUGAUCGGUGUCAAAGAACCUCGUAAGAUUUGAAACUGAGAUAAAUCUACAGUUUGUUAUGAGAGC
Eruca vesicaria subsp. sativa (arugula) is the source of this 697-nucleotide messenger RNA. Lineage: Eukaryota; Viridiplantae; Streptophyta; Magnoliopsida; Brassicales; Brassicaceae. The record is from the annotation of a GenBank genome assembly.